AUGACAGACAAAGCCACUAGAGAGGAGGGAUCCACGAUCGUGACCGACCUGCUGGAAAGACUGCUGGAACAUUGGGCAGAAGAAUCCUUACAGCCAAACUCGCCAAUCAACCUAAUCGAAUUCCUCCAUGAGUCGGAUGAGGCGGACACUUUGGCCUUGGACGGCUUGGGAACGGCGCCCGCCGAGAUGGAGGAUGACUACCCCGAGGUCCAGGACCCGUUAUUAGAAAUAAAUAUAGGGACCGAGCCCGAACCACGGCCUCUUUUUGUAAGCCAGCUUUUGAGCCCUGAAUUAGCAGCCGAGAUUAUCGGCCUGCUUCAUGAAUAUAAGGAUUGGAGGGGUUUAGGCCUUUCCAACCGCCGCCGAGGCGAUUCUCGACUGAAGUACAGCUUAAGCUUAAGGCGAUUCAUCCGCACGGCUCAGUACGUUGAGUGGUUGGCUAACAUUGUAUCGGUGUUUAAAAACACUGGGGCUCUGAGGGUCUGCACCGACUACAGAAAUCUAAACCUCGCGACCCCCAAGGACGAGUAUCCCAUGCCUCUGUCCGACCUCCUGGCGGACGGAGCCGCGAAGCACGAGCUCUUGUCUUUCAUGGACGGCCACGCUGGCUACAACCAAAUCUUCAUAGCCGAGGAAGAUGUCCACAAGACGGCGUUCAGAUGUCCAACAGGGGUAGUCAUGCCAUUCGGUCUGAAGAACGCCGGUGCAACGUACCAACGAGCUAUGAACCUUAUUUUUCACGACCUAAUUGGCCGAACCGUCGAAGUCUACAUCGACGAAGUUGUUGUAAAGUCCCCAUCCAAAGCUGACCAUGUAGGGCAUCUCCAACAGGCUUUCAAUCGCAUGCGGGCACACGGCCUAAAGAUGAACCCUAAGAAAUUUGCUUUCGGCAUCACCGCCGAGAACUUACUCGGCUUCUUGGUCCACCAACGGGGGAUCGAGGUAGAUAAGAGUAAAGCCACGGCCAUCAUGACGGCACCCCCGCCGAAGACCAAAAAGGACCUCCAGUACUUCCUCGGACACAGAACGGUUCGUGUGGGGGCAGAACAUCAAGCGGCCCUCGACGACAUCAAGCAAUAUUUAUCUCAACCGCCGGUCCUUAUGCCGCCGAAAAGAGGGAAACCCUUGAGGCUUUACAUUUUGGCUUUAGAAGGCUCUAUCGGUUGUCUGCUGGCCCAGAACAACGAGUAUGAGCGAGAGCAAGUAGUGCAUUAUCUAAGCCAUACCCUUAACAUGGCUGAGCUAAACUAUUCACCGAUCGAGAAAUUAUGCUUGGCACUUUAUUUCGCGGCCACCAAGUUGCGCCAUUAUAUGCUUCCUUCGGUCGUUCAGAUCAUCUCCAAGACCGACCUCAUCAAAUACAUGCUUACUCGGCCGAUCAUAUGUAGUCGGAUCGGGAAGUGGACGAUGGCAUUGUCCAAAUUCACCUUCCAAUAUGUGGCCCAUAAGUCGAUCAAAGGCCAGGCAUUGGCUGAUUUCUUGGCCCACCACCCGGCUCAGGGGCAAAAGGGGGAGUUGGAGGUUGAGAUCGGCAUGACCUACAUGGAAAAAAACUACUGGACCAUGUACUUCGAUGGCUCCAGUACCGAGACCAGGUCUGGGGCUGGGGUCGUGAUCGAAUCCCCCCAAGGACAAAGGUGGCAAUUUGCGUUCCAGCUUGAUUUCAAAUGCACCAAUAAUCAGGCAGAAUAUGAAGCACUCAUCAUCGGUCUUGAAAUUCUAAAAGAAAUGAAGGUGACCCGUGUCCUGGUCUACGGUGAUUCUCAGCUGGUAAUUAACCAACUGACUGGGGAAUAUCAGUGCACAAGAGAGAAUUUAACCUUGUAUUAUGUAACGGCCCUCAAUACGGCCGGUGAAUUUUCUAGGAUCUCCUUCGUUUACGUACCGCGCGCCGAAAACCAUGAGGCCAAUGAGAUGGCCCAGGUAGCGUCAGGUGUGAACAUUCCGGACAGCGACCACGACCGCGUAAUAAGGAUCGAGAAGCGCACCCUGCAGGCUUUGGCCGAGCGAGGAAUGACUGCGCAAGUAUCAUCAGCCGAGAUUACCGACGAGGUCGAAGUGGCCGAAGUCGACUGGCGUUACCCCAUAGUAAAGCAUCUGCGCGAUUCCUCCGGCAACCAUGAAAGGACUACUCGCUUCCGAGCUCGGUGUUAUUUGAUUUAUUAG
Messenger RNA from Prunus armeniaca (apricot), 2166 nucleotides. The record is from the annotation of a GenBank genome assembly. NCBI's taxonomy places the organism in Eukaryota, Viridiplantae, Streptophyta, Magnoliopsida, Rosales, Rosaceae.